GGGAGAACUGUUGACGAUGAACACGUUCGUUUUUGGCAUCAUUGCUGUUUCAGGACUGUGUGCCGUUCUCUGUCAUGCUGAGCGUCGGUAUCAUUUUGUUUAUGAGGAGAAGAACAUGGCCGAGGCUCUGAGCUACUGCAGAGAGAAAUACACAGACCUGGCCACCAUAGACAACGAGAACGACAUGAAGAUCCUAAAUUACAUGGCAGAUUUAGGCAAAAUGGUCUACUCAGAGUACAGCUACAGAGCCUGGAUCGGUCUGUAUGAUGACGUGAACAGCUGGAGGUGGUCUCUGACAAACGGAAGCUUCUACAAACUUUCAGAGAGCGAGUUUAUAAACUGGGCACCUGGAGAACCUAACAACGACUACAGUGAGCACUGUGGGCAGUUCUAUAACGGACGGUGGUACGAUGGACCGUGUGGAGUGAAUAUCCAGUCAAUCUGCAGCAAUGUUGCAGGGUCCAAUGUGACGUUUGUCCUCAUCAACACCGCCAUGACUUGGUCCGAGGCCCAGAGCUACUGCAGAGAACACCACACAGACCUGGCCGUCGUGAAGAACAAGGAGGACAACCAGGAGAUAACGAACCUGCUUUCUCCUGGAGAGGUUGCCUGGAUUGGCCUCAACAGGGAGUCCUGGAAGUGGACUGAUGGGAGUAACUCCACAUUUCGGUACUGGAAACGGUCAACAGAUGAACCCAAUAACAAGAUGAGAAACGAGACGUGCUUGUCAGCGGACUUUAACAGCUCUGGUGAAUGGGAGGACUGGCCAUGCUACUACAAGAGAGCGUUCAUCUGCUACAGCGUCCCAGCGGUCAAACAAGUGAUCAAAGUGAGGUUGGUGAAACACGGCUCCACUCUGGAUCUGAACGACCCUGCAGUGCUGGAGGACGUCUUAAACCAGCUCAAGCAGAAUCUGAAGGAUAGCGGGGUGAAAGGAGACGUCAGACUGAGCUGGAAGAAGCAGCCAGACGGAAAGGUGUUUCACAAAGAGGAGACGAAAGAGAGGCCGAGGAAGAGGAGGAGGAUCACAAAAAGACGAGAGGAGCUCUAAUGUUGACCACAGUUACUUCCUGCUUUAGGAAAGAGUUCUGUCCUUCUUUGAGCUUUGUGGUUUUCUUUCACUAGUUUAAAGGUUAAAGUUUAUAUUCAGUCUACAUUCAGUAAGUAAAUGUUGAUUUCACUCUUACAGCUCUGCUCUGGAAUCAGACGUAAAUAUCAGCAUGCUAACAGCCUCAGCUAACAUUAGCAUUACAAUUAUGUGGUGCUCUCACUCUGAUAGAAGACAGCAGCAUAAAUACACCAUGAGGCUGGAUCACACCAGAUAUUCAGACCUUUGCUGAUUUAUUUCAAAAACCAGUUUUACAUAAAUAUGGUCUGAAACUUCACAAGAAAUACUCAGUUAUCUUCAACUCCAAUUCCA
Cheilinus undulatus (humphead wrasse) is the source of this 1420-nucleotide messenger RNA. RefSeq names its product secretory phospholipase A2 receptor-like. The record is from RefSeq and is a predicted model, not a curated record. Bases 17 to 1051 code for a protein of 344 amino acids. Lineage: Eukaryota; Metazoa; Chordata; Actinopteri; Labriformes; Labridae. The transcript has 6 exons.